Messenger RNA from Melanotaenia boesemani (Boeseman's rainbowfish), 2836 nucleotides. It is a transcript of the gene pias4a, whose product is annotated as protein inhibitor of activated STAT, 4a. Lineage: Eukaryota; Metazoa; Chordata; Actinopteri; Atheriniformes; Melanotaeniidae. Gene Ontology annotation, biological process: regulation of transcription by RNA polymerase II; protein sumoylation. The transcript is spliced from 11 exons. Bases 72 to 1595 code for a protein of 507 amino acids. The record is from RefSeq and is a predicted model, not a curated record. Gene Ontology annotation, molecular function: SUMO ligase activity; zinc ion binding; transcription coregulator activity.
AAAAAUGUUCAACGAUUAAUUGGUGGAAGACUACUCGUCAUUUCUGACUCUCGCGGUAUUGCUGUACGAAGAUGGCGGCCGAACUGGUGGAGGCGAUGAACAUGGUCAAAAGUUUCCGGGUGUCAGACCUGCAGACGCUGUUGGCCUCAAUGGGUCGCAGCAAAAGUGGGCUGAAGCAGGACCUGGUGGGACGUGCGUUGAGGCUGGUGCAAACAGAGUAUAGCCCAGAACUUCUGAAGAAUGUCAGGCAGCUUUAUGAGUCGCGAUUUCCCAAAACAUCUGGGUGGCUGGCGGCGCGGCGUCCAGAGGGUGUCCCGGUUGCAUAUUCAUCCCUCAGCUCUUCCCCCAAUGCCACCUCUCAGGGCGCAGACUACCUCAAUGGCAUUUCCAAACCGCUCCCCACACCAGCAGCCGAGGUCAAGCUGGUCCCACUGCCCUUCUACCAAACUUUAGAGACCCUGCUGCCACCAACAGAGCUAGUUGCCCAGAACAAUGACAAACUUCAGGAUAGUCAGUGCAUCUUUGAAUUAACAGCAAACCAAGCAGACCAGAUCAGGAAUGCAAGUGAGCUUCGUCCAGGAAUCCGAUCAAUCCAAGUGGUUCUUAGAAUCUGUUACUCGGACUCUAUUGGAGUUCAGGAGGACCAGUAUCCUCCCAACAUUGCUGUCAAAGUCAACCAGUCCUAUUGUCAUGUGCCGGGAUAUUACCCAUCUAAUAAGCCUGGGGUUGAACCUCGUCGUCCUUGUCGUCCUGUAAACAUCACUCCCUGGUUGCACCUCUCCAGUAUCACCAACAGAGUCACCAUCACCUGGGGAAACUUUGGCAAGCGUUACUCUGUGGCAGUGUAUUUAGUGAGGGUCUUCACCGCAGCAGACCUCUUCAAUCAGCUGAAGCUUUGCUCUGUUGAAAGCGCAGAACGCUGUCGUGAACGCAUCCAAGACAAACUUCGUUUUGAUCCAGAGAGUGAAAUUGCAACCACAGGCCUCAGAGUUUCUCUUAUCUGUCCGCUGGUGAAGAUGCGGCUUGGUGUACCAUGUCGAGUUUUAACUUGCGCCCAUCUCCAGUGUUUCGACGCAGUCUUCUUCCUGCAGAUGAACGAGAAGAAGCCCACAUGGACUUGCCCCGUCUGUGACAAGCCCGCUCCAUUUGAGCUGCUAACAAUUGAUGGGCUGUUAUCUGAGAUCCUGAAAGAGACGAGUGAAGACUUUGAGGAGAUCGAAUACUUAACAGAUGGUUCCUGGCGACCCAUCAGAGAUGAGAAGGAGAGGGACAAAGAAAGAGAACGCAGUCACACACCGGAGUACCCUGUUGUUGAUAUAUGCAUUCCUGAAGCAAACGGUCAUUCACCAGCCCACAGCAGCACCAGUCUGACGGGCAAAUCUGGAAGUGGUUCAGUUGGGAUGACUGGGGUCACGGGAGGACCUGCGGUGGCACCGGGAGGAGGCGUAGUGGUAGAUCUGACUCUAGACUCCUCCUCCGAGGAAGAAGGGGGCGGGGCUGGAGGGGACAGUGAGGACACUGAGGACAGCGCCGACAGUGCUGCCCCCAAGAGGGGCCGAUACAACUACGACAAGGACUUGGUCACUGCGUACUGACCCCGCAGCCCUGUCCCCUCAUAGACUGACACACAGAAACAGAGAGGCAGGGGGCUUAAAACUUGAGGACAGAAACAUGGUAAUCCACUAGAUGCAACAAACCCUCCCUUAUGCCCAAACAUCAGAGCCUUUUAGCAGCUCUGGUUAAAAUUCUGACAAAACAAACAGACUCAAACACGCUGUCUCAAUACAUUUGCAGUCUCGAGUGAAGAGGAUUCCUCUUUUUACUGUACGCCACUGGAAGAAACCCUGUUCAGCCAAAUGCCACCUUGCAGUUUGCUGUGUUUGUACCAUCCUGCUUCUGCUAAAGAGGCUGAAUGGAUAGAUCAUCCCACCGGCACCACCACCCUUGCUCCUCUUUUUCCAGACUAUUCCCCCUCACCAUCCCUCUUUGUAUAGACUUGGAACUACAGGCUCUUUUAGCCAUUGGCGUUCGAUGGUUGCAUCUGAUUUUUGUCACGCUUGUGAUGAACAGGCAAGGUGAAAAUGGAGGCUCUGUAGUGUUUGGUAGAAGGUGAAAAACAAAUGAAAAGGCCAGAAUAAAUUGGAGGGAAGCAGUGAUAUCUGGAGUGUGAUGGAAAUUUAAAUCUGUUGUGUUCUUUGUUCACAGAGUUUAUUCAGCACUUGAAAGCAUUUUUUCCCCCCUGAAAUUCAUCCACUUACUUAUGAAAGGGCAGGACAUGGUAGUGAAUCUGUGAUUCCUUUUUAAUUUGUCCUUGGAUAAAAAGAACCUACCUCAGUCAUAAAACUUAGCAGACUGACAAGGGAGUAGUGCGAAAAGAAGUGGAGGACAAAGAAUUAACGACUUUCUGAAACCAAUUUUACACUGGAGAUCAUUUUCCUACUAUUUUUGUUUUCUAUUUUUUAACUUACUUUGUUCCAUGCAUCUGUGUUCCCUUUGCAGCAGUAAUGUUGGUUGAAGGAGAGUUAGUAGAUUACCAGGCAAACUGUUAAGUGUAAAUAAUGCAGAGUUGUGGGAGGUAAAGUGCCACUUGGUAAAACAUGACUAAAAUUAUUUAAGAAUUAUUAGGGCCAAUAUUUCAUAACUUCAUAUGGACAUAACUUGUUAAAAUUAUUGUAUGGCACGUAUGCCAAAGCAAAUAUGUUUAAGAAUUCCCUGAUUGAAAAUAGUUGGUUUUCGUGCCUUUUUCUUUUUUUCUUUUUCUUUUCUUGAGUAAAUUGGAGCCCAUUGUUUGAAGGCCAGCUGAGCUGGCUGGUAGAUGGCUGGUGAUGCUCAGUCU